CAAGAUGGCGGCGCCCAUGAGAAGCAUGUUAUCGCGCAGUAGUCCGACAAGUAUAUUUGCUGCAGUUGAAGCUGCAUCAUGUGUUAAACGAUCUGUUACAUGGUGCUGCAUGCAGUACAACUAUACACGGAGGCAUCUCACAGCCGCAGCAGGCUCGUCCUCAAGUACAGCUGAGUCAGCCAAUUCUUCAGCUUCACCCUCAUCAAGUCUGUCAGCACAGCCAAGCAGCAUUCCAGAUGAACACUUGGCUGAAGGUCAAAAGACAUCGGGAGAACCACAACGGAAUGUUAGCAUGACAAAAGAUGGCCAGCACUGGCGUCUCCUCAUGAAGCCAGACCAGCCGCCAGACGCCCGGACGCUGAGGGUCGCCAUCAUUGGUAUACCCAACUCAGGGAAGUCCACACUCACCAACAGACUCAUGGGCUGGAAGGUAUCCGCUGUAUCCAAGAAGGUUCACACAACAAGACAGAACUCAAUGGCCGUCCACACAGAAGGAAAUACACAGAUUGUAUUCAUCGACACACCUGGCAUCAUGCAUCCCAUGGAGAAGAAAAGACAUGGCCUGGAGAAGAGCCACUUCCUGGACCCAGCUCGAAGUCUGGACCAGGCUGACAUAGUGGGUGUGUUGGUGGAUGUGUCAGACGCCUGGAAGAGGGACCGUCUGGACCCUGUAGUGUUGAGGCAUCUUCAUCUGAACCCCCACAUACCGUCAGUCCUCAUCCUCAACAAGAUUGAUAAUGUACAGGAGAAGGAAACACUCCUCCAGAGUACGCGAUGUUUGACGGAGGGGAUCGUUAAUGGUACCCCGAUCAAAGCAACACCAAUGAGACAACACAAGAAGCAGGAAAUCAACUUGAAGGAGAUGUUCAACCAGUAUGAACACAAUACCAAGGGAAGUGGAGCCGACGCGUCUGAGACGGGUGACUUCUCCGACAGGGAGAUGAAGAAUGUGGACAACAGGAGAAAGGACAGUGGGGACAGUGAUGCAGAAACAAGGUCAGAACAGUUCGAGAAACGUCACAUCCUGCCACUAGGGUCGGAGGUCAAGGACAGUGAUGCAUUACCAAAUAAGGCAAUACGACAGAAGAUUCAUCAGUCUCGAGGCUGGCCUCACUUUGACCGUGUGUUUAUGGUGUCUGCGCAGACUGGAGACGGCAUUCUUGAGGUCAAGGACUACCUGAUGUCAUGUGCGGCUCCCGGAGACUGGGACUACCACAGCAGCAUCGUCACCGAGGAUGACACAUUCCACAUCGCCAGGACCUGUGUCUGGGAGAAGAUGCUGGAUAAUCUUCCUAAUGAAAUACCUUACCAGCUCUACCCGGAGAUCAUGGUGUGGGAUGUGGACCAGGAUGACAAUCUGGACAUUGUGAUGGACAUCGUGAGUCAGCGGCCAUAUCACCUGCGCACCCUGGUAGGAAGAGGAGGGGAGACAAUCAAGCUCAUCACAGCACAGGCAAGGCAGGAAAUCAUGAAUGUGUUCCGCUGUGAUGUCCGCCUCCAUCUACACGCCAAGCCUGGAUCCAAACUCCAAGAGAAGAUGAGGCAACGCAGACCUCAUCGACAUGUGCGGCCGUUCAACAGGGGAAGAUGAGGCAACGCAGACCCCAUCGACAUGUGCCGCCGUUCAGCAUGGGAAGAUGAGGUGUGACCUCAUCGACAUGUCCGGCCGUUCAGCAGGGGAAGAUGAGGCAACGCCGACCCCAUCAACAUGUGCGGCCGUUCAGCAGGGGAAGAUGAGGCAUCGCAGACCUCAUCGACAUGGGCGGCCGUUCAGCAGGGGAAGAUGAGGCAACGCAGACCCCAUCGACAUGUGCGGCCGUUCAGCAGGGGAAGAUGAGGCGUGGAACACCGCAUUAAAAUUUACACCUCCAUCUACAAAUCAAGGUUGAUCCAAGCUGCCAGACAAGAUGAAGCAAGGCAGAGCUUUUGGCAGGGGAAAACAUUCAGAAUAUAACUAACGAUCACAACACUAAAUUAUUGAGUUAUCAGCCAUGUUGGUGUUGCUGAGACAACCCACUACAAGACAUUUGAUGUAUACUACUCAGUGUUUACUAGGGUGAAGGCGAUAUCUGGUUGAGAAUGUGUCCGCAUACCUCAACGUCAUAGCUCAUGCUGGCGACCAUUGCCUGGCUUAGGCUUGGUUCAUUGUCGAAUUAUUGUGUAAAACUACAUAUUGCAUUGUUUACAGGUACCAGACCAUUCCUCCAGGCAAUCUUCAUUCUUAGACUAUUGAAAGCCUAUUAAGCUUGGAAGUAUGAGAUGAUCAUCGUAGAGCUAAGGCGACUUUGUGAGCAGGGCCGGAUCCUUGCCUGUUAUAGUGAUAUUGCCUCAGAUGGUUUGUCCUGCCAGACCUGAGUUAAGUGUGUGUACAUGUGAAGCCCAUGAAGCCAUCGUUUUUUGGCUGGAAUAUGUGUAUUUCUAAUCGUGGCAUUAAAACUGUUCACUCAUCCAAACCUAUUGCUUGCUAUAUGACACUGUACCACGACUGUGCGGGUCCCUGUAAUCCUGCUCCUUGCAUUAGUCACAGGUCAUACUGGAAUACUACGCAGUGUGGCCUCAUACAAGGUAAGAGGUAUAGGUGUCUUCAGCACAAAAGGGGACUAUGCUUGUCGUAAGAGGCGACUAACGGCAUCGGGUGGUCAGGCUCGCUGACUUGGUUGACAUGUCUUCGGUUCCCAAUUGCGCAGAUCAAUGCUCAUGCUGUUGAUCACUGGAUUGUCUAGUCCAGACUCGAUUAUUUACAGACCGCCAUCAUAUAGUUGGAAUAUUGCUGAGUACGUGUCAAAGAAACUUUAUCUGUGUUCCUCACUAUUACGCUAGUAUACCUUUCAUCUGUACAACUUUCAACCCACCACGCUGUAUGUAUUCAUUGUUUGUUAUGUAAUGUACAUGGGCCAGUGGCCUAUAUACUACUCACUCACUCAUACAAGGUAAUGUGUGUAAUCUUGUUUCAGAAAGUUACAGUUAUAAAAGAAAUGAUCAGUAGUUGAAGUUGUUCUCUAACAAGGAUUAAGGGGACUUAAUUUGAUGGUGAAGGUCCUGACAUUUUCAUUUUUGGAAUUCACAAGAUCGAAGACAUUGUAUUUGAGCAAUGAUCACCUAUUACAUCCAAACUGUGUUGGCAAAUAAAAUGGUUGAAGGAACUUGUUGGUACUGACAGUU
Molecule: messenger RNA, 3162 nt
Organism: Haliotis rubra (blacklip abalone)
Lineage: Eukaryota; Metazoa; Mollusca; Gastropoda; Lepetellida; Haliotidae
Product: GTPase Era, mitochondrial-like
Exons: 11
Coding region: 5-1591 (528 amino acids)
Biological process (GO): ribosomal small subunit assembly
Cellular component (GO): mitochondrial matrix
Molecular function (GO): ribosomal small subunit binding; GTP binding; rRNA binding
Source: RefSeq, a predicted model, not a curated record